AUGUUUGGCAUCCAGGGUCGGUCCACUACACACCCACCAAUUUCCGAGGACAUUCUGAUCUACUUUGUCGCUCACUGUGCGACAUUUCUCCAUCUCAAAUUCAUGACAAUCAAAGUCUACCUGGCGGGAAUCAGAAAUCACUAUAUUGUGGGAGGCCUCCCAAACCCAUUGACAACAUCUCAAGGUCAACCAUACCUCCGUCUCCAACACGUGCUUCGAGGGAUUCACCGCCUGCAAGGUUCCACAACUCGGCCACGCUUGCCAAUAACUGGAGAUAUCUUAAAGAGCUUAUGCGCCCUACUUCGUAAUGGCGUUUUCGGGCCUUAUUUUGACCUGUUGCUCGAAACAGCUUUCCUGCUCGCCUUCUUUGGCUUUCUUCGCUGCAGCGAACUGACAUGCAAUGCAAGAACCUUCAAUCCCAAACUUAACCUUUGCGUUGGUGACGUCAAUUUUAUCAUGGUUGCAGGACAGGUUGAUUGUGCAUCAGUUCGUAUAAAAACUUCAAAGACCGACCAGUUUCGACGAGGGUUCGAACUUCGUUUGUUCCCUACACACAACCAGUCAUGUCCAGCAUCUACACUUCAUCAAUUCUUCUCUGUUCGCAAAAGUAUGAAUGCUACACCUAAUGACCCAUUGUUCUUGCUGCCUGAAAGAACUCCGCUUAACCGUGAUGUGUUUACGACUUCAUUGCGCACUCUCCUCGCCAGACUGGGCCUGCAACCCCAGCUUUUUGCCGGCCAUUCAUUUCGCAUCGGAGCAGCUACGACUGCAGCAAGUGUCCAUCUGCCCGACCACCUCAUUCAAACGCUUGGUAGAUGGUCUAGUAAUUGCUACCGUGUUUACAUUCAAACACCUGAACAGCUUUUGAGACAGGCAUUCCAAGCAUUGUCAAUCGUGUAA
Saccoglossus kowalevskii is the source of this 900-nucleotide messenger RNA. RefSeq lists its product as uncharacterized. Lineage: Eukaryota; Metazoa; Hemichordata; Enteropneusta; Harrimaniidae. The record is from RefSeq and is a predicted model, not a curated record. Gene Ontology annotation, biological process: DNA integration; DNA recombination. Gene Ontology annotation, molecular function: DNA binding.